AUGACUUUGGAACAGGCAUCUGAUUCGCCAUUUUCCUUGAAUGUAGAUGUAUUUGCUAGAUUCGCCCAUGGAAUGAAAGUAAAAGGUGAAUUAACGCUUCGUUGUCUACCUGUAGAUAAAGAAACUUCAAACGAAAAUGAUGAUAAAGAAGCAUCUUCAUCUGCAAGAAAAAUACUUUCAACUCAACUGCUAGAAGGCCAUUGGUCAGGCAAACUAGAUCUUAAAGUCUGCGGUGUGACAGAAGAAAAACAUCAAAAAAUUAAAUUAGUUGCUGAGGUUACUGAGCGUGGAUCUUUUUUGUCAGCGAAAACUAUUCCUUUGAAACCAGCUUUCACUCGAAAUACACGUAAAAUGCUCAUUUAUUUACGUCGCCGUUUUUUAAUAGAAGGCGAUGCGGAAUUAACCACACAAUGUAUUUCUGAAGAACGCUCAUUAAACGGACUUAACCAUUCUUUAAUUCAACGUUUGGGUACUAUUGCUGAGAUAGAAAUUGACAUUAGAUGCAUAGCUUAUAUUAUUAAGGCCCGGCGUAAACUAAUUAAUGGAGGCUUUAGCACUUCUGAAACUUUAGUACUUCCUUUACUUGAUGGAUUUGAUAAAUUUGAUCUUUCAUUAAUUGAGAUAGAUCAAAACAAAGUGGAAUAUGUUGAAGGAGAAUUUAUUGAAGCAAUAGUUCAUAAUGUUGCUGGGCGAAACUUCAACUAUGCGGUAAAGGUUGAUGUAAAUUUGUUGAAAAGAUCAAUUUAG
This is a messenger RNA of Meloidogyne enterolobii, 747 nucleotides long. The record is from the annotation of a GenBank genome assembly. NCBI's taxonomy places the organism in Eukaryota, Metazoa, Nematoda, Chromadorea, Rhabditida, Meloidogynidae.